Messenger RNA from Capsella rubella, 787 nucleotides. RefSeq lists its product as uncharacterized. The record is from RefSeq and is a predicted model, not a curated record. The coding region runs from base 53 to 583 and encodes 176 amino acids. NCBI's taxonomy places the organism in Eukaryota, Viridiplantae, Streptophyta, Magnoliopsida, Brassicales, Brassicaceae. The transcript is spliced from 4 exons.
ACUGUUCGAUAUAAUCCGAUUAGUAUCAAGCCGCUUGAGCAAUUCACAUGUCAUGGCUUCUUCUCUAGCUCCGUUUCCUUCACCUCUCCCUCCAAGAUUCUUACAAACCCUAACCCAAUUCCCUAAUUCUCCGUUUCUGUCUCCAUGCUCUGUUUUGAGGUUAAAAAACGCAUCUUUACUGGAUUUGAGAACUCGAAUCGCUCCUCUUCAACCCCAACGAGUUCGGUCCAAAACCCUUGUUUUGUCUGCUCAGUCCAGUUUCUUGAAAGUUCUUAGAACCGCAUGGAGUAUUGGGAAAGAUGGAAUCGAAGCUGGAACCAAUCUUGUACCUGUCUCUGUACCUAGACCAGUUGCUAGAAUCUCGGUAACGAUUGCAGCAUUAGCGGUUUCGUUGUUUGUUGUCAAGUCGUUUCUUUCAACCGCUUUCUUUGUAUUGGGAACAAUGGGAUUUGCAUAUUUCUUAUUCAUAGCCUUAAACAAAGAUGAAGCUCCAAAACUAAGAGGAGAAGAUAAUAGCUCUGGUUCUAAGUCAAUGGAUGAUCCACUUGAAGAAGCCAAGAGAAUCAUGGACAAGUAUAAGUAAAGCUUAAGGUUUUGUUAAUAUGAGACAGAUCUCCAAAUGUAUACAGAUACAAUACUUAGGGAUGUUAUAUGUUCUUUGAUUUAAGAUCAACUUGUGACGGUGUAAGCAAGUGAUUGGUGAAGUUCUGGUUUAGAAACUGUUACCUCUAAUAGUCUAAUACCAAUACAUCUUCUAAUAUCUUUAGUGGGAAUGGUUAUAUUGAAA